Planococcus citri (citrus mealybug) is the source of this 7813-nucleotide messenger RNA. Its product is annotated as zinc finger protein rotund-like. Gene Ontology annotation, biological process: regulation of transcription by RNA polymerase II. The transcript is spliced from 7 exons. The coding region runs from base 1393 to 4326 and encodes 977 amino acids. Gene Ontology annotation, cellular component: PcG protein complex; transcription regulator complex; nucleus. The record is from RefSeq and is a predicted model, not a curated record. Lineage: Eukaryota; Metazoa; Arthropoda; Insecta; Hemiptera; Pseudococcidae. Gene Ontology annotation, molecular function: DNA-binding transcription factor activity, RNA polymerase II-specific; RNA polymerase II cis-regulatory region sequence-specific DNA binding.
UUUUGUCUUGUAUGUAGUAUCUCCAUGUAUGUGAGGUAGGAUUUUUUUCCGCAGUUUUCCAUAGUCGUCGAUGGUGAACGGUUUGUACGUCUUUACGCGAUUUUUUUCCUUCACAACGCAACGCAACGCAACGCAACGGCGGUCGUCGCUCCAACCGAUAAAAAUAUGCAUUUGUACGUUUACGAGUAUCUAUAGCCUAUCUGUACGCUCACGCGUGUUGGUUGGUCGGUGUGUUACGAGCGCGAGCGUCUAGCCGAAUCGUGCCGCUGCGCUGCGUCCGGUCGCAGUCGCCGGUCGCCCCGUACGUAUCUUCCGUCCAAAGUUGCCGUCGCCGCGUGUACGUGUACGUGUGUUGGUGAAUAAGUGUAUGUGUGACGAGUGACGUGCAACGUGUUGUAUAGCUGCCGCUAUCGUCGAUUGUGACCGAACGUGUAUCUAUAUAUUGGAUCCGGCGGUAUUCAUUUUUGCCGAGAGUGAAUGAGAAAACCCUCCUACCAGAGCAAGAAGACGCCGACGCCGACGACGACGAAAAAAAAGGGCAAAAUUGCACGGUAAACGAUCGCCGCCGCCGCCGCCGCCGCCACCACCACCACUUGAAACGUGUCGAAUCCGAAUUAUUCGACAAUAACGACCGAAAGGACGAAAAAAAAAACAGGGCGAGCAAAAAAAAGAAACUCCGCAACUGGCAAGGUGUACAAAAAAGUAGAGACGGCGUCAAAAAAUGAAGAAGAAGAAGUAGUAAACCGUACGAAUACUCGGCUCGAACGUAACCAAAAAGGCGUUAUUGCAGAGUGGGUUGGGUUUUGCGGGAACCGGCAUCAGGCACCUUGCCAACGCCUGCGACGCGAUCGUGAUUACGAUAAUUAGCGGAUCGCGCUUUCGACCAAUAUGAUGUUUUGCCGACGUCGUCGCCGUUUUGGUAGAGACGCUGCCGUCAUCGCCAUCGCCAUCGCCAUCGCCAUCGUCGUUGUCGGUGACUUUACCAUCAGCCUCGGCACUGCGCAGUGGUAAAGUGUACGCAUCUGAUCGUGCGCGUGCGCAUGCGCUUAAGCUCGACUAUUGGUUGCUUGACGCCGUAAAUCCACGCGCAUGUCUUUUGGCGCGAUGAAAAAGCUGCCAAAAUCGACGAGACGACGACGCGACGACUACGACUACACUGCUACGUAUGCUACUCGUUUACACCUUAGAUGAGCUGCGAUCAUCGUUGAAACCCGCUCCUCCGAGACGAAAUACUGCCGAAAUAUCGAGUAUUAGGGACUACCUACUCGUAGUAGGUACCUACCUAUAGAUAUACGCGUACGCGUACGCGUACAGAGAGAGACAGAGAGACUCGCGUGUUCGGAAUUGGGUUGGCGAGCCGGCGGUGCGGCGCGGUGCGGCGGUGGAAAUUCGAUGACUAGCGGCGUUGACGGGUACAUCGAAAAUAGCGCCGAUUCCGUAUCGUCGCCCGGAUCACCAAAUGAUUCUCAUCGUCGACAACCGCAAACGCAACCGCAACAACAGCAGCAGCAGCAGCAGCUGUCGCCGCGUCAGCAAAUGAAACACGACGGUAGUGACGGCGGUAUCGGCAGCCUCGCGUCCUAUAAAUACAAAGAGUAUCUUAAUCUCCAUCACCAACAACAACAGCAGCAGCAGCAGCAGCAACAGUUGCAACAGCAACAUCAACAACAACAUCACCAGCAACAGCAGCAUCAUCACCAUCACCACCACCAUCAGCAGCAGCAGCAGCAGCAGCAACAACAACAGCAGUUACAGUUGCAACAGCAUCUUGCCGACUACGAGAACGACAACGACAACGACAACGAUAACGAAGACGUGGACGUGGACGAAACGUCGGCCGGCGUUAGGAUAUCCUCGAAAGGCGUCGGUGUCGGUGUCGGUGUCGGUGUCGGCGUCGGCGUUGGCGGUAUGGUGUUGAGCGGCUCUCCGGCCGAAUUGUAUUACAAACAGCUGAUCGCGGCCAACGUGGCCGUAUUCGGCAAAGCAGCCAAAAUCGGUUUCAACGCUAAUCUGUAUCCGCCUGCUGCGGCAGCGGCCGCCGCUGCCGCCGUUGUCGGCAGAGAAGAUAGACGGCUCGGCGUCGGCGCCGGUGCCGGUGCCGGCGCAAGUGACGCGGACGGCGGCGUCAAUUCACCGUCGGCGGCCGAUGACGAGACCGGCUCCGUUUCGUCUAACGACGAUUCUAAUCAAAUUGAAAACGACAACUUGAUGCAGAAAUCAGCGGCUGCCGCAUUCGUAUGGUCUUCGGAACAAGCACACCAUGGACACAACGUUUCUAGCAUAAGCGGUGCAGGCAGCAACAAGUGUAACAGCGGUGGCGGCGGCGGCGGUCAUACAGUUUCCAACAGUAGCAGCAGCAGCAGUGGAGGCGGCGGGGGUGGAGGUGGAGGCGGUGGCGGUGGCGGCGGCGGUCAACCGCCGGGUUUGGUCCAGCACUGGAUGUCCGUAAUGGCAGAACACAUGAAUAACGCCGCUUCCACUCCCCACCAUCACGAUCCGGUGCACUACAUGUGGAAUGGAGUGGACCAGUGUUCCGGAUCGCACGCCAUCAAGGAUAACGAAUACAACUGGUCGCGUCAGUCCAUCAUGAAGCAAGGUUACGAAGCCAAAAUGAACCAUAAUUCGGAGCAGCAUAAUCAAAAAGGCAGUUCGAGUGGUGGCGGCGGAGGCGGCAGCGGCGGCGGCGGCGGUGGCGUGGAUGAUAAUCCGAUGUCAGCCGGAUCGGUGGCUUCGCCAUCGCCUUUGUACAACGGUGGCGGCGGUGGCGGCGGCGGCGGCGGCGGCAGUGGCUCGGUUCCGGCGCCUAGAUCGCUGAGUAGUGGCGGGAGCAGUUCGACGUCACCGCCGAUCGGCACUCCGGUCUCCGGCUCGCACAUGUUGAUCGUUCCUCACGCCAUAAACGCCACCAAAAUUACCGACGCUCAUCACGUGGUCACCCAGAAUACGUCCGGUCGCAAAUACCAGUGCAAAAUGUGCCCUUCGGGCCAUGCCAGAAAAAGAUGUUACAAGAACUGUAAUGGUUGGACCAAAGUAGACGAUAAAGACAAAGAAAUAUUCUCGUCCAAGUCGGAAUUGCAGUUGCACUCGCAGCUGCAUAUGCGCGAGGUGAAGCCGUACAAGUGCUCGCAGUGCAGCAAAACGUUCGCCAACAGUUCGUACCUGAGUCAGCAUACGCGCAUCCAUCUGGGCAUCAAGCCGUACCGGUGCGAGAUCUGCCAGCGCAAGUUCACCCAGUUGUCGCACCUGCAGCAGCACAUUCGCACGCAUACCGGCGACAAGCCGUACAAGUGCCGGCAUCCGGGCUGCACCAAGGCCUUCUCGCAGCUCAGCAAUCUGCAGAGUCAUUCGCGUUGCCAUCAGACCGACAAGCCGUACAAGUGCAACUCGUGCUACAAGUGUUUCUCGGACGAGCCCUCCCUCCUCGAGCACAUACCCAAGCACAAAGAGUCCAAGCACCUCAAGACGCACAUCUGCCAGUACUGCGGCAAGUCGUACACGCAGGAAACCUACCUGACCAAGCACAUGCAGAAGCACGCCGAACGGCUGGAGAAGAGGCCGCCGGUCGCGCUCGGCAUGACGCGCGCCUCCAUGGUGGACGGCGGCCCGCCGUACUGGGCGGCGGCCGCCGCCAAAAUGUCGCCCGACUCGGCCGCCAACCAUCUGGCCGAGGUGCUCAACCAGCAGGAAGCGGUCGCCUGCGGAAAUAACGAUGGCGGCGGCGGCGGCGGCGGCGACGCCGCUCUGCAUCGCGAAAUGAACGGCGGAGCCGACGACUACGUGCUGCGACUGUCGCAGCACGCGCACGCCGUAGCAGCGGCAGCAAACGCCGCUUCCGGCGGCGGCACGCCGUCUUCGUCGACGCCGUCCGCCUUGUCGCCGCUGCAUCCGCACGAGCCCAUCAUCACGGUGUCGACGACGCCGGCCGGUGCCAUCAAAACGCCCACCUCGUCCGGCUCGUCGGCGUCCGCCUUCACGCCGAUCCAGUCGAUGGGCAUCGGCGCCCACCACCAUCCGCACCACCACCAUCACCAUCCCGGCCACCAUUUGCCGCCGCAUCCGCAGCACCACCACCAUAUAGCGGACCGGGCCGCCGCCUACCUACCGUAUCCGUUCAGCAGCGGCAAAAUGGCGGCGGCCGGCGGCCAGCUCUCCGGCCUCGUCAACAUGCCCAACUCGAUGGACAUGUCCACCAAGAAUUCCCAUCCCAUAUCGUCGAAUCACUUUCAUAAUCAGCUCAUCUCGCUGCAGCAGAUACGCAACUACCAGUCGCCGCUCACCGAGCAAUUUAUGCAAGGAAUCAAAGACAAGAAAGAUUCGAUCUUAUAAAACGCCGACUCCGGCUCUGACUCCGGCUCCGGCUCCUCAUUAGCGGACGCUCGCCACGCGUAUUUUUGUCAUGCCGCCGCGCCGCUUGGUCAGCUCAGCUCAGCUCGAUGUACUCGUAAAUGCCAAGAGUACUCUGCAGUUUCGACGACUUGGGUUUGUUGAACGUUACGCGUUAAUUAUUUUGGUUGUGCAUUUUUUUUAACUCGCCCUUUUUCUUCUUGCCCUCCCUCCCUCCUCCUUCUCUUUUUCCCUCCUUUUUCCCCCCGCCAACUUUUACGAAUGUAGUUUACGUUUUCUAUUUUUGUCCCCCGUCUUACCAAUACGUUUGUUUUGUUUUUUUACGCGUUUAUUUGUACGUACGUUCUUUUGUGUGUUUUUUUUUUUAAAUUAUUUUUAGCUCGCGCAUUUGUUUACAUACAUACUUAUAUAUUUUGUUUCGUUUUAUCGUACUUGCUUGAUUUUGAGUGUGUGUGUGUGUGUACCCAGAGACCUAAGUAUCCUUCUCGACGAACGCUAAUUAAGGUCUUUUUGUUUUAUUUGUUUUAUUGUUUCGUUUUUCCUAUAUCAUUUUUUUUCUCGUCUGGCGUUCGCUUUCGUCAGUUUGUUACGAAUAUGUGUAGAGACGUAAACUUGGAUAGGUAUCUUUACCGUUUUUUUAAAAUUUUUUAUUAUUUUUUUUUUACCAUGAUCAAUACGUACUUACUCGUAGUAUAUGGGCGCGAUCCGCGAUCGAACGACUACGUAAAUAGCAAUUUUCAUUCGGUCGCGAAUAAGAAUUCUCAACCUGCCUACUCCGAAGUAUCCGCCGCGCCUCCGGGUAAAGACAACAAAAAGUAGACGGUUUAAAUACUGGACUGGAUAAUGAAUUAAUGACGAUGAAACUUUUGUAUGUACGAGUAGUUGUGGAAGUUCUCGAAAAAUUAAACGAAAAAUUGAGAAAUUGCGUCAUUAUCGAUGGCUAAUUAUUGUCGUUAGGUUGUUGGGUAGAGCUACGCGCCUACUCUUCGUCAUCGUCAGCGAUCAGUGUGUCUGUGUAUCAGUGUACCUUUUCGUCGAUCUGCGUGAUUCCCCUCAAUAACGAACCUGAAAGUACGUGUGCGUGUACGCCGUACGGUGGUGUACUCGUAGGUAAUUGUAUUUAAAAAGCAUUCGAAAGGAAAGAAAAAAGAAAAAAAUGAAAAGUAUGCGCGGUUUUUUAUCGGCGUAUCAUCGGUGAUCUCGGCGAAUGCAUUUUUCGAACCAGUUUCUAGCAGUUUGUCCGGUUGUGGUUCUGCUUCUUGUCCAUGAUUUGGCACAUGCGUGUUGUGUUCGCAUCGCAGCACUGUUACUUUUCGUCAAACGAGCCCGUUAAUUAAGAAUUCUAUUUGCGAAGCGGCAACGACGACGACGACGACGACGAAUAAAUAAAUAAAUGAAUUCGUAUAAAUGUACACUGAUACACACACUCGCACAGCCACCAGUCGGAGUACCUGUGGCUGGUGGCUGUAGCCAGUGCCAGUACUCGGCUCGUCCACCGAGCGCUAAGCCGAGAGUCGUUUUCUGUUUUAUAGCCGCAGCCACAGCUACAGCUGGAGAGGACUACACAAGACACUCGUAGUCGUGUCUUGUACGUACUCGUAUCCUAUACACAUUACACUGAUAUCUAUCUACGUUUCUUUUCAGUUUUACCUUCAUUUGUAGGAUAGGCCCCGAGCACCGGGUACCGGGUGGCGGGUACCACCGGUUAGCGGAGAGCUCCCGAAUAAUUUGAGUAUUUGGCAACCGCUCGCGUUCGGUCCGUAUUCCGUAUUUAUUCGCUGAAAUCGUAGCCAUAAAACUCCGCUGGUGCCCGCUACAUUUCUAAAUUUCCGUUCAGUCGUUGAGUAAGGGCGGGCGGGCCGGCCUUCCUUAUCUUGUCUCGUCGAAGCCGACUUCGCUUGUCCGCGAAUUUAGGUUUUUAAUGCAAUUUUGAGCGAUCGCCAAUCUCAACUCUGCGCUAGCUCUUUCUUCAGUUUUUCCUUUUUACCCCCUUUUUUUUGUCCAUCAUUCCGUCUUUGUUAAUUUGCUAUCUGUGUUGCGCUUCCCUCGUUGGCGGCCUUAUCUCGUUGUUUGUUUUUCUUCGUCGUUUUUUUUUUUUUCGUGUUUCGUGUUUCGUGUUAUUUUGUUUUAUUUUUUUAUUAUCAUUAUUACGAUGAUUAUUAUUAUUAUUAUGGUUAUUAUUGUUAGGCUAUUACUUUUUUUGGAUACGCGUUUUUCCUCCCAAAUUAUUCGAAUGCGCGCUCCGGCUCGCGAGCUGUUUGCGACCUGUAAAUUUUUCGUAUCGGAUUAUAUUAUUGAUCUCAUAAAUCAGGUUGAUCUCUUUGCAUAAACGAUGACGACUUUUGAAAUCUUUUAAUUAUUUGUAAUUAUGUCUAUUGUUACGACAAUUAUACGGUUUAAAUUACCUUUACAUUAUUACCUACCUAUUUAUACGUACGAGUACUAUUAUCGAAUUAUCGAUUUAUCGAUUACAAAUUACUAAGUAUUACCUACCUACCUACUUUUAUGUUACGUAUUUUGUCAUUCUUGUUCUUUUUCUCUUUGAUUUUGUUUUUGUUCGUUUCGUUCGUUUUCUCGACUUUUCACUCGCGGCGAAUGUUGUUUUUUUUCUACCGUACCUACAUAUAGACAAACUACGUAUACUCUUACCUACUUGUUGAAACUAUUUGUGCGUAUGUACGUAUGUCUGUCUGUCUGUCUGUGUACCUCUACCUACCGUAAAAUGAUACUUUGCAUACGUAAGCAACCCUAUAGACUUACGUACUUAUGCACAAAAAUGCGUUAAUGUGUAAAUGACGUUUGGAUUCGUGCGCCGCGCAAUAAGGAACAAACUAGCAAACCAAAACUACUCGUAGGUAUGAGAAAUUGAGAAUACUAUUGAGAAAGAACGAAACGAAAAGUAGGUAGAGUUACCACCUAUCGCUAUCGAAAAUGGCAAAUUGGUAAAAUAGGUACUACGAGUAGUACGAGUAGAUAGCAACGAAUAAAAGAAUAGGUAAUAUUACCGAAGAGAAAAGGGGAGAGAGGUAACUUGUGUAAGCGUGUGAAAGUGAAAAUGAAUGGAAAGAGGGAAGGGAGAGCGGAGGGUGAUGCCCGAGUCAGCCAAUACCUUCAAAGGCAAAAGGCAAUAGGCAUUCGGCGUGUUUAAAUUAAUAAUGUAACUUUUAUGUACUUACGUGUAUUAUUUUGAUUAUAAAAUGUAUUUACUUAGGUACCUCUAGUUGUAUAAGUAUUAUUAUUCAUUAUCGAAGUACAUAUACCUGUGUAUAGGUAUACUGUAGGUAUUAUAAAUUUAUGUACCUAUUUUUCUUUUUUGUUGAUUGAAUUUGAGAUUUUGUAUUAAAAUUUUAUAUCGAAUAAGUAAUUGUUGUAAUUUUCAGUUCGAAUUGAUGUAAUUUUGAAGAUUCUGAAAAAUUCCUAUCAUUUCCUUUUUGAAAAAAAAAAUAUAUAAAUUGUGUAUUAUGUGUUA